UGAUUCGGUUGGUGGUGUCUCGAGGUUUCGUUGCUUGGUCUAUCUGACUUCAGCUUUGCUGCGUGGCUGUGGUUCUUGGGCUAGGGUUUGGUAGCCAUGGUGGUAGUGUCACUCGUCCAAGUGCCGCUCUUGCUCCAGUUUCGUUGAGCGGAGGACUUUAAUCUACAAGUCUACGCCGCACGGGCUCCUAGAAGACAUCACGUUGCAUUCACCUCAUUUAAAGUCACAUAUUUAUCUGCAUUGCUUAUCGAGGCCCAAUGGCUCCAGAUUUCCGCGCGGUCGCCCGUUGGGGCGAGCGCCUAGCUCACGCGCUCCAACGCUUCUCGAAACGCCUCCCGCGUUUCCGCCGCGAAGCCGCGCAGAGCGGCGACGGCCCCGCCGACGCGGACGCCAGACCGCCAAGCCCCGAAUCAUCCGCGCAGGCGGCAUCUGCGGCGAACGGAUCUGGCGGAAAGGUUCCGCGAGGCGGGGGGAAGGCGGGUCCGGGGAAGGUGACGACGAAGGGGAAGGUGCAGCCAUGGGUGGUGCUGCAGCGGCAGUGGCUUACGAUCUUCCUUGUCGCAUGGCUGCUGGGCGGCUUGGCGCUUGCCACGUGGACCGUGCUGUAUUCGCACAGCGCGCUGCAGGAAGAGCGGUACUCGAGCCUGCUGACGUGGUGCGGCGAACGCGCGAGGUCGCUUGUGCAUCAGUUUCGGUCGUCGAGCGACCAUGCGAUGGUGUUCACGGGGCUGGUGGACGUGUUCGGCGAGGCGGCGGACGGCAACGCGUGGGGGUACGGCAGCUGCAUCACGCGGGAGAGCUUCCAGGCGUACGUGAACGAGACCAGCUACGCGCGCCCCUGGGUCUCCGCCAUCACGUGGAUCGUCUUCGUCAAGCACAGCCAGCGAGCGGAGUUCGAGAGGAAGUUCGGCAUCACCAUCAAGAGCCAGAGCACCAAGGGGCCGUCGCCCCCGCGCGACUGGUACGCGGUGUUCCUCUACAUCUCGGAGGGGUCGCGCACGAACAACAGCGACUGCUGCUACGACGGGCGGCAGUACAGCCGCUUCAAGGACGCGAUCGAGCAUGGGCUCAAGACGCACAACAUCUCCAUCACGCCGACCUUCACCCUCGUCGCCAACGGCAACCGCGGCCUCGGUCUGGGCUUCCCGGUGCUGAAGAACUCAACGGAGGGCAAGCAGGACAUGAAGGGCAUGAUCGGCGCCGUCAUCGACAUGCAGGCACUCAUCGACUUCCUCCUCAAGAAGCUGCUCUCAGCCUCUGCGCCGUUCAAGCUUCAACUCUUCGACGUGACGAACCGCACUGCACCCAUCCCGAUGUACGACAGCGAACGCACGGACGGCUUCUCCACGCUGCCCGACCAGACGGUGGCGCCUGCCUCGGACGAGCUGCUGCAGCCAACCAGGUUCCGCCACGUGGAGCCCAUUGAUCUGAGGGACCCCUCCCGGCAAUACGAGCUCUGGUGCCGGUACACGGAGAACGACACGGUGGCGUGGGGGUGGAGCUCUUUGUCGUGGGGCGUGCUGCUGCUGGUGGUGUUCAUCCUCGUCUUCUACAUUCUGCUCACCAUGGGCCGCCAGAACGCCGCCAUGCGCCGCAACUACCGCCGCAUGGAGGCGCUCAAGGCGCGCGCGGAGGCGGCUGACAGGGCCAAGAGCAACUUCCUUGCCACGGUGUCGCAUGAGAUUCGUACUCCGAUGAACGGCGUGCUGGGCAUGCUGGACUUCCUCUUGGACUCGAAGCUGGACGCGCAGCAGCAGGAGCAUGCGCGCAUGGCGAAGGCGUGCGGGCAGACGCUGGUGUCGCUGCUGAACGACGUGCUGGACCUCGCCAAGGUGGAGGCGGACCGCCUCGAGCUUGAGCACCUGCCCUUCAACCUGCGCUCCUCCGUGGACGACAUUCUCGACAUCUUCCGCACCAAGUCGCAGGACCUCGGCCUUGAGUUGGCAGCGCUGGUGGAUCCCAACGUGCCGGAGGUGGUGGUGGGCGACCGCAUCCGCCUGCGGCAGGUGGUGGUGAACCUCAUCGGUAACAGCAUCAAGUUCACGCAGCGCGGCCACAUCUUUGUGCACAUCUCCGCGCCCUUCGCCGCCAUGCCCGUGCCCUCCUCCCUCCCCUCGCCCCUCACCCUCCGCUCCCGCUUCAACACCCUCGCCGCCUCCGCGCCCCCCGCGUCCGCCGCGCUGGCCGCUCGCAAGCUGACAGCUGGCGACGGCUGGGGGCUGCACUCGGCCGAGGUCCAGUUGGCGUGCUCCCCGCUGCGCUCCACCGGCCCGAUCUCCGCGUCGCUCGCUGCGAUUGGCCGCAGCAUCUCGCGCGGUUACCAGACGUUGUCGGGCCGCCCGACCUCGCUCGUUUACGGCCCGGGAGGGGCGGCGGGGGCGGGCUUGGGGCAGCCGAGUUGCAGCACGGGGGACCUGGUGGGGUGCUUCCCGGCGCUGCUGCAGCCGGGGUACUCCCAGAUGGAGGACGGGGUGUCGGUGGGGAUCCAGGAGGGGGGGAUGGAGGAGGUGGAGAAUGGAGCAGGGGGGAAGGGGGGCGAGGAGGAGAUCAUGGUUGGGGAGGGGGAGGACGGGGAGGAGGGGAAGGAGGUGGAGAAGAGGGAGGAUGCGAUCACGCUGCUCAUCACCUGCGAGGACACGGGCGCUGGCAUCCCGCUCUCCUCGCAGUCCAAGAUCUUCCAGCCCUUCACCCAGGCUGAGAGCAGCACAGCCCGCACCCACGGCGGCACGGGCAUUGGGCUGACCAUUUCCAAGCGCCUGGUGAAGCUGAUGGGGGGUGACAUGACCUUCGUCAGCGAGCCGGGCGUGGGCACCACGUUCGUUCUCACCGUCAACCUCGGCCUCAUGCCGCCGCGCGUCCCGCGCUCUGUCCCCACGGCCCUCCCCGCGGAUCUGCUCCCAAUGCUGGACGACGACCCCGACGCCGCUGCCAUGAUUGAGAAGUUCCUCAACCGCGCCGUGCUUGUCGUCGACGGCCUGCAGGUGCGGCAGCGGGUGGCCAGCAGCGUCUUAUCCCGCCUCGGGAUCACUCCGAUCCCCGCCACGGACGCUGCGUCAGUGCCUGCGAUCGCCACUAGGGGGUUCCUCCGCGGGCCUCCCCUGCCCGGGUCGACUACGUUUGAGGACGACAUCCGGCCGUGGGACGCCAUCUUUGUGGACAAGGACGCCUUCGGCCCCAAGACCGGCUUCCAGGUGGCCCGGGCCAUCCAAGAGGCGUUUGCUGCGGUUGAGAAGGGUGCUGGGGAGAGGGGUGUGGGUGAGACGAUUAAGGAGGAAGUGGAAGAGGCAGCAGCAAGUGCUGCUGCUGGUGCUGCUGCUGCUGCUGGUGCCAACGGUACCAGUGGCGGUGGUGGUUGUGGCAGCAGCAAGGUGCGCAAGCAGCCGCCGCUGAUUCUGGUGGCGUGCCGGCUGGAGGCGGAGGAGAAGAGCGAGGUGGAGGCGUGCGGCUUCGAGGAGCGCCUGCUCAAGCCGCUGCGCAAAUCCAUCGUGGCCGCAUGCCUCGUGCAGGUGCUGGGCAUCAUGACCACGAGUCGCAGCAGCAACACGCAGAAGCAGCAGCGCCGCAAGGCCAUGCAGGCGCUCAUAGGGGGCAGGCGCAUUCUGGUGGUGGAUGACAACGUGGUGAACCAGAAGGUGGCGAUGCGCAUGCUGCAGCGCUAUGGGGUGCUGUGCGAGGCUGUGGACAGUGGCAUGGCUGCGCUGCAGGCCGUGCAGGACGCCGAGGGCCGCGGGCAGCCCUUCGAUGCCGUCUUCAUGGACGUGCAGAUGCCGGGCAUGGACGGCUACGAGACCACGCGGUCGAUCCGCAGGCGGGAGAGGGAGAACGGGGCGGCAGCCAUCCCCAUAUUCGCCAUGACUGCUGACGUCAUCAGCGGCAGCCGCACGCGGUGUGAGGAGGCGGGGAUGGAUGGGUUCGUGCCGAAGCCGAUCGACGAGGAGCAGCUCCACGCCACGCUCUGGAACUGUUUCGGCCGGGCCUAGCUCACGGGCUUUGACGGGCUUUUGUGGGGAGACGGUGGGGAUAGAUGAUGACUCGUUGGGCUGACAGCGAGGGGGCGGGUACGGAUGGUUUGUGCCCGAACUGAUAGAUGAGCCGAGCAGCUGCACACGACUGUGGAACUUCUUCUGCCGGGCUUAACUUAUAGAGGGGUUUGGGUGGUCUGGCAAGCGGUUGACUGGUGCAGUCAGACGUGCGGAGGCGGGCAGCAUGGGUGUGUGGCCACGCCUGUUGAGGAGCAGCAGCUGCACGCUGCUCUGUGGAACUGCUUUGGGUGAGAUUAACCGAAGGGGUUUGAGUGGGCAUUUGACCCGUUUGGCUGACAGUGAGAAAGCUGACAUUGACAGCUUGGCGCCUUGGGCGAUGGACGAGUAGCAGCUGGACGCCGCACUUCCCUAUUCUGGUUUGGGCGCGUGCAGUGGAGGGGCAGGCAUGCAUGGAUGGGCGCGGCCAAGCAUGGAUGGGUGUGGCCACGCGGAUAGGAGGCAAGCAACUGCCCGGUGCACGCCACACCAUGCAACGCCAUGCCACGAUGUGGGGAACUGCUUUGGGCAGGGACAGUGAGGGGGCUGGCAGGGCUGGGAUGGGUGUGUGACCAAACGUAUACAAGACACGAACGGGCAGCUGGCGGGCAGUUGGUGGGAUUGCACGCCACGCUGUGGAACUGCUCUGGACGGAUGAGGGGCUGUGUGUGUUGUGUUGGUGCACUUGCAGGCCGGCCCAAGGUGCCACACGUGUACACUUUUGAGGCGUCUCACACGUGGCAAGAGACUGAAUGAUUUAUUGCUGCGUGAGAUUGGCCCUUGGGUCAAGCAAGGGCUUGCAUGGUGAUUGAUUGCUGAGUGACGUUCUGAUUUGGUGAGUGCCCCACUGUAGGGUAUCAGAUGUGCAAUAAAUGACUUAUGUGGUACGGUAGGGGACGGGGUGUGCUCCUGACUAAUGUGAUCAAUACUGCGGUAAGCUUAUUUGAGCCAGCCUUGGCAACAGAUGCUCUCUUAGAACUUCAAACCAGUACUCUUCGUAACAUUCUAUACAUUGUAACAUCUUGUUUCCUGAAAGC
This is a messenger RNA of Closterium sp. NIES-67, 5056 nucleotides long. NCBI's taxonomy places the organism in Eukaryota, Viridiplantae, Streptophyta, Zygnematophyceae, Desmidiales, Closteriaceae. The record is from the annotation of a GenBank genome assembly.